AAAGGCAGUGAGGAAUCCGAGCCUCCAAUUAUACAAAACUACAGAGUCUCCGUUCUCAUAUUGUCACACCUCUUCAAAUACAUUCCUUUGGUCUCUCUCUCGCUCUCUCUUCCUGCCUUCGCUAAACCUCUCUGCAAAACCAUGUCUCCAUCUCCACUCUUCCUCCGCCAAAACAACGCCAAUCUUCCCAAAAACCAACAUAUCUCACAAUCCAGCUUAGAAACACAGCAAGACUUCUCUGUUAAGAAUGGCAAAGAAGCAAAUUUGAUGGCCUCUUUAUCUUGCUCGUCUUCCUCCUCUUCCAACUUGCUUGGUGAAGAGCAGGAGGCGGUGGCCGCAAUGGCUGCUGAUGAUGAUGAUAAAAAAGGUGGAUACUGCACACCCUCCUCGCCGGAGAGCAGAAUUCCGGCGGCGGUUCAUUGCCCGCCGGCGCCGAAGAAACCUAAGGUGUGCAGGAGAAGAGUGGUGAGGCGCUACGCCGAGGGCCAAAAAGUAACCUUUUUUGAAGGGCUCAGUCUGGUUGUGUUCGAGGAGAUUAGUUGCUGUCGCCGGAGAAGAAGAAGUCGCAGCGUGAGAGGAAGAUUAGCUAUUGCGGCCAGUGCGGCUGAAACUGGUAAAUGAUGAGAAUGGGCUUCACCAGGGGUUUGAAUGUGAAGGAUCAGUUAGAGGAACAACUCAGUGGGCUUUGAUGGUUUAGUAUUUUCUUGUAUGGUAAUUUUAUAAUUAGGACAAAAGUUGUAGUAGAAAUUAAUAAAUGUUGCAUUUGUAUUUUGUUUU
Messenger RNA from Phalaenopsis equestris, 777 nucleotides. RefSeq lists its product as uncharacterized. The coding region runs from base 142 to 621 and encodes 159 amino acids. NCBI's taxonomy places the organism in Eukaryota, Viridiplantae, Streptophyta, Magnoliopsida, Asparagales, Orchidaceae. Gene Ontology annotation, biological process: regulation of DNA endoreduplication. The transcript is spliced from 2 exons. The record is from RefSeq and is a predicted model, not a curated record.